Trichogramma pretiosum is the source of this 3084-nucleotide messenger RNA. RefSeq lists its product as uncharacterized. The record is from RefSeq and is a predicted model, not a curated record. The transcript is spliced from 7 exons. NCBI's taxonomy places the organism in Eukaryota, Metazoa, Arthropoda, Insecta, Hymenoptera, Trichogrammatidae. The coding region runs from base 1044 to 2609 and encodes 521 amino acids.
CCCUCCAACUGCAAGUUCGAGAGGUGGUUCGCAGAUUCUCACCCCUACGUUCGACGCGCACGCAGCGUCGUGCAACUUUGCGCCGAGGUUAUGUUAGUAUUUUUUGUCAAUCUUCGAGGGUUGAAAAAAGGUCAACUCUCUUGAACGUUUACGAAGUUGCAGCAAAUUGACGCGAUCUAAUCAAUGUGCAAGUAGGUUUAAGCUCCGAAAAAAGUUGUGCACUGGCCGGAGUGAUUGGGGCCAAGUCGAUCGAGUGUCAGAAAGCAUCUUCUUAUCCAGAAAAGUAAUCAAUAAACCCCACGACUGCAUAAGGGCUUAGGUGGUGAAUGUUGCAGAUAAGUUGAGUUUCAAGCACAGAUUUUGAUGUUUUAUCAGCGAACGAGAUACUAAUGCCAUUGAUCGUUACGCACUCGCUCGAUUUAUUGCUCAUUUGAAAGCCUCUGCUCGUGAACUUGUCUUCGUUGAAUCCGUCGAUUGAAGUAUCAACAGAUUGACAAGUACUUGGGCGGUGCAAUAAAGCGAAAAAUGCCUCGCGUCGCUUCCUUUUGCAAUUGUUUCAUGGAUAAAGUUGACAAGGAUGUCAAUCGAUAAACGUUAGCCGAUGAAUAUCAUUUGGCCAAGUCGAGGCAUGGCACGGCACGAUGAAGCAUGUGCAGCUGCGCUUAUCGAUUAAAAAAGAAAAAGAAGAUGCGAUGUUGAGACGAUCGGAGAGGAGGUGAAAUUACAAAGAGGAAGAGAAGAGGAAAGCAUUUAUUCGAGAGACAUCAAUUUCUGAGGUAGCCGCUGUGGCAAUCGCUCGACAACGACGACGACGACGACGACAGACUGGCGCAGCCGGAUGAGCGCCGGGGAUCCACGAUCGGAGAGCAUCGAUGCAAAGAAGCUCGCUCGGGCCCCGGCAAAUGACGGACGCGAGCUCGUUGCAUCAGCCACCACUACACUACAGCAGCAGCAGCAUUGCAUCACGGGCGGCGGAUGUUGCUCGCGCGGGCACGGGCCGACAGCAGCAGCAGCUAGCGCUUAGAUUGCUGGGCGCUUGAGUAAUGAGCGAGUCCCGGCAUCUUCGCUCGGUCUCCGAUUUGUAUGCAGCCGACGAAAUAGAGGUGCUCCUCCUCGAGGAGAUCCGCGAUCUGGAGCCACCGCCCGCCGCCUACUCGCGGCCCGAGGAUAUACAGGACUUUGAGAUCGCAGGCAGCCGAACAGGAGGGCGCAUCAGUUCUCAAUCUUCGGGACUGGAUUCUCCUGGGAUUCACUCGACGGUUCACUCUUGGGAUUCGCACGCGAAUUAUCAUGGGAGUUACGGCAACGGCGAUCAUCGACACGGAUCUAACGCAAUGGCUUGGCAACGCACUAGUCAUCUGAUUCUCUAUUGCGACAUACAGGGCCACCUCAAAACUGCCACCGGCUUCGUGCGACUCUUGCUUCUCGUUUCAUCGGCAGCAUGUUUGGUGACUCUGUGUAGCUCUGGAACUGCUAAAAUAAGUUUGUUUAUGCUACCACUGGCAGGAAGGCUCCGGUUCAUGAUAUUUGUCGCGGUGUUCAGCCUACUAAUCACUGCUCUGCUGUUAUUUUUGGACAUAUCUCACGUAGUGCAUUUUUUCCCUUUUAAUUGGGGACGAUUGAAUGCCUGGAUCUUUUCGAGCAUCGGCUUGUCGUUCAUAACGGCCAGCACGCUGCUGGCCCUGUCCGUCUUCGAGUACCAUGGCAGUGGCUGGGUACCACGCCGAACGCGUUCCCAGCUAACGGCCACGGCGACGCUCGGACUGUCGUGCGCUCUUUUAGCAUUUUUGCUGUCUUGGUUACAUGGACGCGGAGUCUCGGGCUGUCGGGCCUCACCGGCCUCGGCUGCCGAGGACGAGGUCAAUCAGCAGCUCUACAAGCCCGUUGACAGUUCCUCUUCGGGAACUACGUUAAAGGAUGGUUUGCGGUCGAGUAAGCAGCCACCGCCAUGGGUGGCCAAAAACUCGCGAAAGUUGCGUACCUCCGAGGAGGCCCACGAGGCGGGUCGUACGAGUGGCAAAGAUCAUUGGGCUUCGGCGAGGGAACAUUUCCUAGGAGUCGGACAGCCCGAUGAGGAAUCAUCGCCCUUGCAGCAGCAACAGCAGCAGCAGCAGCAGCAAAAGUCCUCCGAAGGAGAGACCGGCCGGAGACAGCGAAGGCGGCGGGAAGCCUCCGGCGACGAGGCUCGCUCGAAGAAAACGCCGCCUCGCAAGCUGCCCAUUCAAGAGGGCGGCAAGCCGGCGCGCGCGGGCCGUCAAGCGGGCGCUGGCAAGGACGGCAAGGACGGCCGCAAGGGUGGUCAGGGCACGGCCCGUACCUCGGUGACGCGCAGCGAAAUCCAGGAGUACUGGAUGCAGGGCUACGAGCACGUGCAGCGCACCGAGCGCACCACGGCCAACAUCGAGCAGUGGCAGUCGGCGGCGAUGCGCAGCCUCGAGGAGAAGAAGGCUAAGGACGCCCGCUGGAGCGAGGCCUGGCAGCGCCAGAAGGAGCAGACCCAGGCGCAGUCGCGCUCCCAGUCGCAGAAUCAGUUCCCGUCGUCGAGCAGCGGCCAGGACGACGCCAAGCCCUGCACCAGCAAGACUCUCGAGCCGCUCAGUUUCGCUUGAGAAUGAUCUAUUGUGCCGAACAGCGGGAUUUUCGACCACUGAUCGGAAACCCGGCUGACGAUAGAGCAUGGGUGAACGUCCACAGGGGUGAGGCACGCACGCGCGCGUUCAAACUGCUAGGAGCUUCGUUUACUGCCACGAACUUAGUGACGCUGCGCAUUCAUCAUACGUAACGCGGUUGUUUAAACACCCUUACCACUCAUCAUUCUGUCAGUGCCGCUUCAAUGAAAUACCAUUCGUCUGGCUUUACUUGGAAUAUAUAUAUAUAAUAUAUAAGAUAUAUAUUUAUAUAUCGUAUACAUGUAACUUUGAGUGAUUUAGAACUCAACGAUUCGCGGUCACCAAACGAACAGCUGCUGCUUUUUUGGUACUGCGGCCUUAACUAUUUUUUCUUCUCACUAUCAUCCUUACGAUUUCGUUACUUUCUGAUAACAAAACAUUGACAGUUUCAAUGCUCUAUCGGUAAGUUAUUGAG